GUACUGGAAACAGCGUGGUAUACCAGGACCUAAGCCACUCCCUUUUAUAGGCAAUGGUUUCGAAAUGUUCGUAAAGUUUGGAUUGCAUCAAAGUCAUCUCGAAUAUAUUUCAAAAUAUGGCCCGAUUGUUGGUACCUAUGAAGGUCGACAUCCUCAGCUGAUAGUUGGGGAUCUGGACAAACUUCGUCAAAUUCUGAUCAAGGACUUCUCGUGCUUCCACGACCAUCGAAUUUUUGAUGUAAAUAUGAAACCACUGGACAAAGGACUAACGGGAGUAGUUGGAAAUGAAUGGAAGCGUAUCAGAAACACAGUUACUCCGGCCUUCAGUUCUGGUAAGUUGAAGAUGAUGGUGCCCCUCAUAAAUGCCACCUGUCAGGUACUUUCUGAUCGGAUUGACGCUCUUGCAGCUUCGAAGAGCGAUGCUAACGUAAAGGAAAUUUACGGAUGUACAAUGAUGGACAUGGUGGCUAUUACACAUUUUGGACUUAAAUUAGAUUCGCAGAAUGAUCCAGAUAGCCCAUUCAUCAGGCAUUUGAAGACGUUCCUCAAUGGAGGACGUGUAUGGGUGUUCAUGUUGAUAAUGAUGUUUCCGUGGUCGUCAAAGCUGUUGGAGGCCAUUGGGUUUGACAUAGUGCCAAUGGAGCCCAUCAGAUUCUUUGUUGGCAUUACUGAACAAAUCGUCAAAAAUAUAAAAAAUAACCCAUCUGCUGACCGUAUAGAUUUCAUCAGCUUGAUGGUGGAUGCUCACAAAAUGGAGGUGGAAGAAGAGCACGACGGUCUUGUGACUCAGUUUGACGACAACCAACAAGAGCAACCAUCCAAACGAGCACUUACAACGGACGAACUGAUGGCACAAGCUAUCUCAUUUUUCUUGGCCGGAUAUGACGCCACAAGCGUUCUUCUGUCUCUGACUACUUAUGCCCUGGCAGUUCAUACUGACAUCGAAGAGAAACUAUAUAAAGAGAUAGAAGAGCAUUUCAGUAAAGACGAUAAUUUGACUUACGAAACAGUUUCUAAACUAUGCUACCUUGAUCAGGUAAUCCAAGAAACCAUGAGAAAAUAUCCGCCAGCUCCUUUCACUGAUAGAGUUUGCAACGAGACGUGGAGUUCGGGUGGCUUAACUAUUGAGAAGGGCACGAUUUUGAUCAUUCCGAUCUGGGCUAUUCACCACGACUCGAAGGUGUGGCCCGAUCCAGAGAAAUUUGACCCUGAUCGAUUCACGAAAGAGAACAAAGAAAAGAAUCAUCCGAUGGCGUGGAUCCCUUUUGGGCAUGGUCCAAGAAACUGUGUGGGCAUGCGCUAUGCAUUGAUGGCGGUCAAAUUCGCAUUGGUGUACAUUUUAAGAAAACACCGUCCUGUCGUAGUAGCUAAAACUCCUGUUCCAUUGGUGUGUAAUGAAUUCGGCAAGGUAAUGCCCACCGCUGGUAUCCCACUCGGUUUUGAGAGAAGGGAAUAAAUUUUAAUAUAAUUUUCAUUUUAUAUCUUCACUUUUUGAGGGGGUGCGCCGGCUGGGAACCCUUGAAUCUGCUACUGAAAUAUUCAUCAUUCUAGAAUAGGAAUUGCCUCCUUUUAUAUAUUGCAGUGUAUAAACAAAGAUUUUCUGAUGUAUUCUUUAUAUAUUGGACCAAUAAAGAUUUAAAUGAAUGAAUGAAUCAUAAUAGGUUUUUUUUAAAUUUAUCUAGGCAAUCACGACCAUGCCCGAUUAUAUAUUUCGUGCAAACUAACAUUUAUAAAAAUAUGAUUUAUUAUCUACUAAUUAGCUUGUGACGACGUAUUCAAAAAAUUUAAAACAAAUAAGAUACUUUAAACAGUCACUCUAAUUUAGUCUCUUUGCAAUGUAUAGUACUUUUAAAUUAAUUAAGAGGUUUUUCUUUUUCUCCCCUUUUUGAAUUUCGACCACACUUUUGUGAGUGGAAAUACUACCGUCUAAUUUACGAUAAAACAGGACUAGGGAUCGAGGUAGUAGGCAUAUGUACGGGUUUAAAAUUAUACAAAAGAUAUAAAUCGUUUAUAGUAGCAAUUGUGGACUUUUGAGUUUAUAAAACUGUUGGCCUAAUAGGUUUACCCGCUUCCAAUUUUACCAACGUACAGUACAUUGUUUUCACAAUAAAUAACCGUUGCACCCACAAAUGUUACUGAGACUCGAGGCUGUGAGGUACAUAGUGGGUCCAGAUUCUUUGCUGGGUGAAUGAAGUAAGUUUUAAUGAAAGAAUGAAUAAAAUAAAUUUUAAUAUUUGGGGAACCGUGU
Anneissia japonica is the source of this 2248-nucleotide messenger RNA. Its product is annotated as cytochrome P450 3A13-like. The transcript has a single exon. The record is from RefSeq and is a predicted model, not a curated record. NCBI's taxonomy places the organism in Eukaryota, Metazoa, Echinodermata, Crinoidea, Comatulida, Comatulidae. The coding region runs from base 65 to 1456 and encodes 463 amino acids. Gene Ontology annotation, molecular function: steroid hydroxylase activity; iron ion binding; oxidoreductase activity, acting on paired donors, with incorporation or reduction of molecular oxygen.